ACGCGUACGUCAGUAUUUUAUGAAGCAACGACUCGUUGACUUCAAUGAGUAGUGGGAGACAUUCAAAAUCUAUAUAGCUAUACAUGAAGUGUCAGAACUGCUGACGGGAAAAAUAAGUAGGAGUAGUUGAAAGAGUACAAAAUAACCUUAUUGAAAUUUUAAAUAUAAGUGUGAAUAUAAGAGUAAUAUGACAAGCUUCUUUGAAAGAGACCCAAAGAAGAGGAGAGUCAAGCCUAUAGGAACAGCACCUUUGCUUGAUUUUGAUUUGGGUGAAAGUUCCGAUGAUAGUGACUUUAGGAUUGAAGACCAUUGCGAGGAAUCCGAUGAUGAUUCAGAAGAUUCUAACGAUAUUGGAAAAGAGGAAGAAGAUGUAUCUGAAGAAUCUGAUGAUUCUUUGGAAGAUCCAUUACUUAAUAGGAAAGAGAAUCCUAAUUUAACAGUAGGGGAUGUUAUUGAACAAGCUCGCCAGCAAGCACUAAAAGGAGGUCCUCUAGAAGACAAAUUAAGUAAAAUGUUAAUUUGUUGUGGUUGCUUAGGAGAUAGAAGUGAUGAUGUUAAUGAAAUUGUUGAGUGUGAUGGUUGUGGUGUCAGUGUACAUGAAGGAUGUUAUGGUGUAUCUGAUGUAGAAAGUUUUUCAAGUACUGAUUCUUUAUGUCAAUCAGCACCAUGGUUUUGUGAAGCUUGCAGUGCAGGCAUUGAGGAUCCCCCCUGUGAACUUUGUCCAAAUAAAGGUGGCAUUUUUAAAGAGACUGAUGUAGGCAAAUGGGUCCAUUUAGUAUGUGCACUUUAUGUACCUGGUGUUGCUUUUGGAGAAGUAUGGAAGGUUGAUCGUUUAUCGAGUGUAACACUAUUUGAGAUGGCAUACAGUAAAUGGGGAGCAAAGCAAUGCUCUUUAUGUGAAGAUGCACGUUAUGCUCGUACUGGAGUAUGCAUAGAAUGUGAUGCAGGAAUGUGUCACACAUAUUUUCAUGUUACAUGCGCACAAAGAGAAGGUCUAUUAUCUGAAGCUCAUAGUGAAGAAGUUGAUCAAGCUGAUCCGUUCUAUGCACACUGCAAACUUCAUUCCGAUAAAACUCUCGUUCGUAGACGUAGACGCAAUUGGUUAGCUUUACAAUUACGAGCUCAGUACCGACAUCAAUUGUUAAAACAACCCAAUCAUUUAGAUACUGAAGAACAGCGUAGAAUUCAAAGAAAAUUAGCUAAGCAUAGACAUAAAUAUUUAGCUCAUAAAGCAUCCCGACCACCACCAUGGGUACCAACGCAAAAGAUGCCUCGGCUAUUAACUACAUCAGCUUCUGCUUGUCGACAAUUAGCAAGAAAAGCUGAACUUAUGGGUGUAGAUACAGCUGCAUUAGAAGCCCAGGAAGCACAACUUGUAGCAUUGGUCGAUGUUAGAAAAAAAUGGCAUAUACCACCUGCUUUUAGUGUGGAAUUUAUUGGUUAUUACCUAGAUCGUAAUUUACGAGUAACAUCUAUGAAAAGAAGAUUACAAGAACUUCUUGAUGUUAAUUCGCAAUUACUAAAUGAACAACAAAGGUUAGACAGAAAGUAUGACGAAGUGAUGAAGGAUAACGAAGAACAAAUUCGUGUUAAUUUAACAUUGAAAGAAAAGAUUGAAAUGUACCACCAGGUGCUUCAAACCAGCGGUUAUGGAAAACCCUUACCACAAAUAGCUGACUUAUCAAAACCAAGAAUAACGCCAACAUUAGGUACGGGUUUAGGUGUACCAACCGCGGCUGCGUUGAAAAUGGGUGUAGGCUUUCCUUUACCAGUUGGUAAAGGAGUAGAAGGAGUACGUGAAGGUAGAGUGUUAAGUAGUCAAGCGCAAGAUCAAAACCAUAAAGGUGAACUAACAUUAAGGCAUCAAUGUGGAAUAUGCAGAAGAUCUACCAACCAGCACCUCCUUGCAAAAUGCGACACGUGUCAUCUUCACUACCAUUUAUCUUGUCUUAGUCCACCUCUAUCACGUAUGCCGAAAAAAACAAAGCUUAUGGGAUGGCAAUGUUCCGAAUGCGAUAAAGAAUCUUCUGGAUCAGAGAUAGAACGUGUUGAUACGUCAGCUCCACGUAAAUUGAGGCAUUGCAAGGAUGACUCUAAUUUAACGUCAACACCAACACCAACACCACCACAAGAGAUGCAAGCACCUGCAACUCCAACGACACCAAGCACAUCAAAAAAUUCUUCUGGUAGCCUUAAUAGUGUAACAAAUAUGACAGCUCCUGAUACACCUACGACACCAAAAGUAACUAUAAAGCCGGUAGGACCACAACCUCCAUCUUCAAUUCCUGCUCAGUCAGGAGAAUCAUUGUAUAAUCAGCAACCUAUUAAUAAUGUGACAAUAACAAGAGAAGGAUCUCCGGAAUAUAUGGUAGCUUCAGCAGAUGGUACAGAAUCUGUAUCACAAAGGAGUGCAAAGAAAAGGAGAAGGGAGAAACACAAAAGAUAUACUCCUGACCCGAUUACGGGUGUAAAACAAAGGAAACGAAAACAUAAAAGAAAAAGUCUCGACGUGGAAAAUCCAGAAGGCCAGGGCCAACCAGAAGUUCAUAGAAGAAUAACAAUAAAAAUCAAGCCAAUUCCAAGACCUGAAGGUGAAAUAGCUUCUGAAUCAAGUCCGCAAAUGUUCGUUGCUACAUCGACUAGCACAGAAAUCACAUCACCACCUCCGCCUAAAUUACUACCCCCACCGGCUCCACCUGUAGUUUCAACUCCUGCACCAAUUACAACAAAUGCAACUACUAAUAAUACAAGUAGCAGAACGUCUACGGGAAAUGGAAAGAAAGGAAAAGAUACAGACCUUUUAACCCAUUGUAAUGUCUGUGAUAUGCCUGGCACCAGUCAAAAUCUCGUUAUGUGUGAUGAAUGUAAAAAAUGCUACCACUUCACCUGUCUCGAUCCACCAGUCAAAAAAUCACCCAAACGAAGAGGCUAUUCAUGGCAUUGUGCAGAUUGCGAUCCUAGUGUAAGUUAACUAUAAUUUAUUAAUUGCAUUUAUUGCACAAUUGAAUAACGGUACUUUUUAUUUAGUCAAAACAAAAAAAUACAAAUUAUAAUCACUAUUCAUUUGUAAAGGAAGUUGAUUAGAUGAUACUGCUCCAAUAUUCAAAAACAACAAAUACCUGACAAAAUAUAAAGUACUUUAUUGUUAAUAUACAUGUAAAUCAUCAGUUUUCUGAAUGAUCAUAAACGUAGAACAAAUAAUCUUAUUAAUAACUAGUUGCUAACAUUAACUAAUUAUUUUCAGUAAGAGCUGUGCCGUCUUUAUUUAUUCAAUAAUCAAACACAACGUUC
Molecule: messenger RNA, 3291 nt
Organism: Megalopta genalis
Lineage: Eukaryota; Metazoa; Arthropoda; Insecta; Hymenoptera; Halictidae
Source: RefSeq, a predicted model, not a curated record